AAAUCUAGUAGAGAUUUUUGUGUUCAUCGAUUUAUUACUUAAGUGUGAGACUCUAUUAGUUUAUGUUACAUGAUUUGUUUUAUAACGUGUUUACAGUUCUAUCGUAUUAGAUGGCGUUUCCUCAGCCUAAUGCACAAAGAGAGUUAACUAACAGAAAGAUACUAGAAGAACUUCAGCUUAAAAAGCAGAUGCUGUUGAAGCAGGGAGCUGUGGCGCCUCUCACUGCCACCACUAUCUCCCUGACUCAACCCAAUCCUGUAAGCCAACUGCCUAUGUGCUCUAUUCCUCCACUAUCCGCUACUGCUGGUUUCCCACAGUUACCCGAAGCCAAUAUUGUCAAUACAAGUCAUCGAGCUGCUUUGCAACACGCUAACGCAACAUCUUGUGGUUUCUUUGUUUCUCAAGACUCCUCAUUUGGUAAUCAGAUACUACCAGUUUUACCGAGAUUUGACAACAAGUGA
Messenger RNA from Melitaea cinxia (Glanville fritillary), 461 nucleotides. Its product is annotated as SOSS complex subunit C homolog B. Lineage: Eukaryota; Metazoa; Arthropoda; Insecta; Lepidoptera; Nymphalidae. The transcript is spliced from 3 exons. The record is from RefSeq and is a predicted model, not a curated record. Gene Ontology annotation, biological process: DNA repair. Bases 111 to 461 code for a protein of 116 amino acids. Gene Ontology annotation, cellular component: nucleus; nucleoplasm; SOSS complex.